AUGUAUUUGAAUCGAUUGAACCUACUCUCUCAUAAACCUUUCUCCUUCAGUUUCUUUUGUAAGAGUUAUACCAUAAAUACCUUCUUCAUUUUUCUGUGUCUUUCAUUCGUUCUUUCUUUCUUUUUUCUUUCUUUCUUUUUUCUUUCUUUCUUUUUUUUUUUCUUCUUUUUUCUUUGGUUUACGCUUCGCUCGCUUUCUUUUUUUCUUUCUUUCUUUCUCUCUCUCUCUCUCUCUCUCUCUCUCUCUCUUUCUCUCCAUUAUUUCUGUUUUUCAGUACUUCCACUCUUUCCCUGUCUUUCAAUCUUCCUCUCUCUCUUAUUUUUGUUUCCUUCACCAUCUUCUUGCACGUCUUCAUUUUUUAUCCUCUCCUUUUUGCUUUUCUUCUUCUUCCUCCUCGUUUUCUUUCUUCCUCUUCUCAUUCCUUUUUUUCUCCUUUUUUUUUUCUUCUUCUUCCUCCUCGUUUUCUUUCUUCCUCGUUUACUUUUUCUAUUUUCCUCUCCCCUCUAUCUCUCUCUCUUUCUCUCUCUCUCUCUCUCUCUCUCCCUCUCUUGGAUAUUUCUCCAUCUUUUUGCAGUUCUCAUUCCUUUUUUCUCCUUUUUGUUUUUCUUCUUCUUCUUCUUCUUCUUCUUCUUCUUCUUCUUCUUCCUCGUUUUCUACCUUUCUUCUUCAUUUUCUUUUUCUCUUGUACAUUUAUCAUUUCUUCUUUUUUCUUUUAUUUUCUUCAUUAAUCAUUUUUCAUUCUGUUUUUACUCAUUCCUUAUCUUGAUUUUUCUCUUUCCUCCUUUGCGGAUUCUGACCGCUUCCAUCCCUUUUUCAUUCCGUAUUUCCUUUAAUCAAUUUAAUUUCCUCCUUCGCUAUUUCUGUCAUUCUUCCCCUCCUCUUUCUUCUUCUUCUUCUUCUUCUUCUUACUUUCUUUCUUUUUCUUUUUGUCUAAUUCCUUUUUUGUUGUUUUCUUUUUUCUUUCUUUUCAUCCUUUCCGCCAUUGUUUCUUAUUGUAUUUCUCUACUUCCAUCUUUCCUCUUUCAUUUUUCAUCAUUCUUUCUUUCGUUCUCUUUUCUUUCUUCCUUCAUUCGUCUUACAUUUCUUCUUUCCUCUUCUUUUUACCAUUUUCCUUUCAGCCUACCGAUUUUCUUUCUUUCUCUUUUCUUUCUUUCUUCCUUCUUCUUACAUUUCUUCUUUAUUUUCACUUUAUCUCUUUCUACCGUUUUUAUUUCUUCUUUUUCAUUCUUUCUUUAUUUCAUAUUCUUCCGCUUCUUUCCUCUCUCUCUCUCUCCCUCUCUUUCUCCACCUCUCUCCCCCCUCUCUCUUUCUACUUCCUUCUUUCUCUUAUAUCCUUCAAGUUAA
Acanthosepion pharaonis is the source of this 1344-nucleotide messenger RNA. NCBI's taxonomy places the organism in Eukaryota, Metazoa, Mollusca, Cephalopoda, Sepiida, Sepiidae. The record is from the annotation of a GenBank genome assembly.